Andrographis paniculata is the source of this 889-nucleotide messenger RNA. RefSeq names its product dirigent protein 22-like. The coding region runs from base 118 to 711 and encodes 197 amino acids. The transcript has a single exon. The record is from RefSeq and is a predicted model, not a curated record. Lineage: Eukaryota; Viridiplantae; Streptophyta; Magnoliopsida; Lamiales; Acanthaceae.
CACGAAGGGUCCAGAUCAAAUCCGCCAUUGAUCAAUUUCACCUCAACUAUUAGCUUGCUCAUGAUAUAAAAUACAGCACCCCGUCGUCGUCCUUCCCACAGAUCUCCAAUCAAAACCAUGACCAAAUCCACUGAAAUUAUCGCCGCCGCCGCCAUCAUCGCCGCCAUUUUCUCCGGCGUCGUCUCCACCACCAACGACGGCGUUCAGAGCCCCGAAGAAGUCGAAGCCUGGUUCGAAAAAUUCACCCGCUCCAACCCGCCGGAGAAAAUGACGAAAUUGCACUUUUACGCCAGGGACAUGAUCAAGGGCACAAACGUAACUUCGGCGAUGGUAGCUCAGGCGAACAUGACGGCAAGGUCGCCGACGUUCUUCGGCAACUUCAUUAUCGCCGAUGACCCGCUGACCAUCGCGCCGGCGCUCUCGUCGAAGCACAUCGGGUACAUCCGAGGGUUCUACGGCGGCGCCGGGAUGGAGGAGGUGGCGCUGGCCGUCGCGAUGACGUUUGUGUUCACCGACGGCGAGUUGAACGGCAGCACGCUGGCGGUUCUCGGCCACAAUCCCGACCGCCGGAAGUAUCGGGAGCUACCGAUUGUGGGCGGCACGGGCGUGUUCCGCCUGGCCAGAGGGAUCUCGACAUGGCAGACGUAUUAUUACGACGUGGCGGCGGGGAAUGCGACGCUGGAGAUCAGUGUUACGGUUCUCCAUUAUUGAUUGGGUUUUGAUUUUUAGGUGCCAACACGGGCGUGUCGUCGAUUUGAAUCUUGAUGACUUCGAUUGUUGUUAUUUAGGUGUGUGUUGCAUCGCAUGCAUGGAUUUAUGUAAUUUGUGGUGGUUGUAACGGUUGUGUUUGUUUGUGUUAAUUACCACAAAAAAAUUAAUUGUUCGGGUG